AAAAAAAUUACUUACAGAGUAGGUUUUCUCUUGAAUUUAUAGUCACAGCUGAAACAGAUUUUUCUAACAACUAAUUAUCCUUCUAACAAACUUGACAACUCAGCAUAACUAACUCCUAAUCACAUGCCUUACACUACAGCUAGUUUCAUCUCUUAUUUAUCCUCAACACCUGCAUGACACGGCUAAUGACUUGAUGCAUAUUGCAUGAUUUUAAUUUCCACACGGAAUGUGGAGUGUGGACCACUCCUUUCUGCAUUAUAUGUGGAAUUUGGGAGUGAGACUCAGCAAUCCCUGAGAGUCAGUCAACUCCUGUAAUGGAACCUGAGCCUUACUUAACUGUUGUGUUUUGGCUAGUGAGUUCAUCACUAAGAAUCAUUCUCAUUUCAGAAUAGUUAAGACUACACAAAAUCCUAUGGCAUCAACACCUGCUCUGUUAUUGCUAGUGUUGUUGAUGCUAUUUGCAAAUGAAACCACAGCUGAGACAAACCACACUCACCUCAUUUCUAUAGGGUCUGUGAUAUCUCCUACAGGCACGCACGCUUCAUGGGCAUCACGUUCUGGCCUCUUUGCUUUUGGCUUUUACCCCCAUGGUAAUAGCUAUGCUGUUGGAAUAUGGCUGCUUAAUCAACCUAACCACACAAUUGUGUGGACUCAUAAUCGUGAUAGUCCAUCAGUGCCUUCAAAUUCCACAUUGAGAUUGACCAAAGAAGGCGGGCUACUUCUUCUGCAAGGAAAUGAAGACCCAGAGUUUCUCACUCCACUUUAUUAUUUAUAUCAGGCUAAAGUAGAAGUGGCUUCAGCAUCUAUGCUUGAUUCUGGCAACUUUGUGCUUUAUGAUAAGAAUUUUAGUAUGUUAUGGAGUAGUUUCCAUAACUCAAUGCCAAGUGACACCAUAUUAGGUGGCCAGAAUUUGACAAGUGGAGCGAAGCUGGUCUCUAGUGUGUCACAAUCAGACCAUUCGAGUGGACAUUUUUGGCUAAGAACGCAGUUUGAUUAUGUACACCUAGCUGCUUGCCGUGUGAACAGCACAUGUGAACCGGAGGAUGCUUAUUGGGCUAAAAACACAUACUUUGAAGGUUAUGGUUAUCUACAGCUCAGUCUUAGCAUUGAAGGUUCGCUUUGCUUACAAGAUUAUUCCUCUGGUUCUGAACUAGAGUGUUUAGCUAGUAGCAAGAACCUCACAGACAAGUCAAAGAAUGCAACUUUUAUCUACCGUGCUACACUUGAUGAAGAUGGGAACUUCAGAUUGUAUGCUCACCAAUUCGAGGGAAAUACUAGCUCAGGUGUGCAAACGCUGUGGAAAGCCGUGGAGGGGGAUAAAUGUCAAGUCCCGCUUUGUGGCUUGAACAGUUACUGCUUCAUCAAGAGCGACAAAGCCAUGUGUCAGUGUUAUCCUGGUUUCAUCCGUAUCAAGAGUGGUGGUAACGAUACCAGGUUUCUCGACUGCGAACAGAACCACAGCAAAGAUAAUUGUGAGAGCAUAGAGGACCCAACAACGAUGUACAAUAUGACUUCCUUGAAGGAUAUCUACUGGGGUGGUUCUCCUUAUUUGGUUGUGCCAAUGGAGAUGGAAACUUGCAAGAAGUCUUGUCGGAAAGACUGUGAUUGCAGGGCAGUGUUAUAUAAGAGCGGCAUCUGCGAAAAAUAUAAGCUUCCACUUCUAUAUGGAAGAAGCUCUAAAGAUGCAUCAACGACAGCCUUCUUGAAGAUGCCUUCAGGAAUUGUCCUAAGUCCUACUUCAAACCAAACUGCUCUAUCUUCAACAAAGCCCUCCCUCUUUGUUGAUGACAAGAGAAGUCUUAUAAUGAUUCUGUCCUUUACCCUGGGUUGGAUUUCGUUUUUUGGUUUGGUCUUUGUAUUGUAUAUUUUCAUCAUUUACAGGCGUCAAGUUCAUAGGUAUGCAAUAUUGUCUGCAAGUGAAAAUCUGGGAUUUGUAGAAGAAUGUUCCUUGCGUUCAUUUUCCUUUGAUGAACUUGUGAAAUCAACUGGAGGCUUUGCAGAGGAGAUAGGCAGAGGAUCUUUUGGAGCGGUUUAUAGAGGCACAAUAGGUGACAGUAACAGAACGGUUGCUGUGAGGAGACUUGAGAAAUUUGUUGAUGAAGGGGAGAGGGAAUUCCAAGCAGAAAUCACUGCCAUUGCUCGAACUCAUCAUAGGAAUCUGGUGAAGCUCAUUGGUUUCUGCAUUGAUGGAUCUAGGAAGCUUCUUGUUUUUGAAUAUCUCAGCAAUGGGUCUCUUGCAGAUCUUCUCUUCAAGUCUCAUAUGACUAUGGCUUGGAAAGAGAGGUUAAAGAUUGCAUUAGAUGUGGCUAGAGGGGUCUUAUAUCUGCAUGAGGAGUGUGAUGUUCGAAUUAUCCACUGCAACAUAAAGCCUCAGAAUAUACUCAUGGAUGAAGUGUGGACUGCAAAGAUAUCCGAUUUUGGAUUUGCAAGGCUGUUGAAACCCAGCUAUUCAAGAAUGAAGAAAAUGGAUGACAAGAGAAGUAGGUACUUGGCACCUGAAUGGCAGAAGGAUGAAUUAGUGUCAGUUAAAGCUGAUGUUUAUAGUUUCGGGGUGGUGUUACUGGAGAUUGCAUGCCGUAGAAGCAGUAUUGAUAUGAAUGUUGCAUCACCAGAAGAGAUAGUUCUUUCCAGUUGGGUAUAUAAAUGCUAUGCGGCGGGGCAGUUGAAUAAGCUUGUGGCAGAUGAUGAAGGCGAAGAUGUAGAUUGGAAAAUACUGGAAAGAAUGGUGAAGUUGGGGUUGUGGUGUGUUCAAGACAAACCAUCUCUUCGUCCCACAAUGAAGGAUGUGAUCUUAAUGUUGGAAGGACUGAAAGAUAUUCCGGUUCCUCCCUCUCCAGCCUUCUUUGUUGAAUAAUCUAGGGACACCACAAUCCAUUUUUAUGUUGUUCUUGUCAUGCAUGUUGUGUGUAGCGUUUGUACUUGUCGUGCCAUCGAUGGGAGUACAUAAAAAGAAAGCUUGUAUGCCAGUGGAGAUUCACAACAUAAUAAUAGUUUUUCAUUUCUCAACACUUUGGAUUUAAA
Messenger RNA from Arachis stenosperma, 3021 nucleotides. RefSeq names its product G-type lectin S-receptor-like serine/threonine-protein kinase LECRK2. The transcript has a single exon. The record is from RefSeq and is a predicted model, not a curated record. Gene Ontology annotation, molecular function: ATP binding; protein serine/threonine kinase activity. Gene Ontology annotation, biological process: protein phosphorylation. Bases 413 to 2854 code for a protein of 813 amino acids. NCBI's taxonomy places the organism in Eukaryota, Viridiplantae, Streptophyta, Magnoliopsida, Fabales, Fabaceae.